This is a messenger RNA of Girardinichthys multiradiatus, 1045 nucleotides long. It is a transcript of the gene trpt1, whose product is annotated as tRNA phosphotransferase 1. Bases 151 to 912 code for a protein of 253 amino acids. The record is from RefSeq and is a predicted model, not a curated record. Gene Ontology annotation, molecular function: tRNA 2'-phosphotransferase activity. The transcript has 8 exons. Gene Ontology annotation, biological process: tRNA splicing, via endonucleolytic cleavage and ligation. Lineage: Eukaryota; Metazoa; Chordata; Actinopteri; Cyprinodontiformes; Goodeidae.
GGUGCCAGUUUACCGCAUCCCGGUGUGCUGCCACCUACAGGCGGAGGUGUGGAACGGACCGGAAGUGGGAACAACAAACACGACGAUUGCUAAAUCUAGUGAACUAUCUGCUUCUUAAAUACAAUAAUAGAUCUGGGUUGACAAAACUAAAUGAAGCAUAAAAGAGGAGGACGAGGAAGAGGAGGAAAAAGAGGAGGCAGGGGAAAUCGUACUGAAGAGGACAGAGAUGUUAGUCUGUCUAAAUCCAUGUCCUUUGUGCUUCGUCAUGGAGCUACACAGAUUGGGCUUCAAAUGGCCACAGAUGGCUUCCUGUUUGUGGAGGACCUCCUGGCUCACCAACAGUUCCACUUAUACACAUUAGAAGAUAUUGAGAGAGUCGUAGCCACAAAUGACAAGCAACGCUUCAAGCUCCGCUCCCACCCAGAGGAUGGCCGGCUGCAGAUUCGAGCCAAUCAGGGACAUUCAGUACAGGCAGGCAGACUCCAAAUUAAAUACAAUUUAUUUUAUGUCAUAGAUCUGGAGCUUAAACCAGUUCUGGCUGGUUCUCCUGACUGCCCCACCGAGGCUAUUCAUGGCUCCUACCUCCGCAGCUGGCCGGCCAUUCAACAGCAGGGUCUGAGCCGCAUGAAAAGGACUCAUAUUCACCUGGCGUGCGGCCUUCCAGGGGAAGAUGGUGUCAUAAGCGGCAUGAGGAAAAACUGUGAUCUAGCUGUGUUUAUUGACGUCCCUAGAGCUCUGGCUGAUGGUAUUGAGUUCUUCUGGUCAGAGAAUGGUGUGUUGCUGACUGCAGGCGAUGCUGAGGGUAAACUCCUUCCUAAAUACUUCACCCGAGCCCUAACACUCAAGCCUACAAGAAGCAUCCUCCCCCUUGCAGUAAAAGCUGCCGAGCUGCAGAUGUCUGAACAAGCUUGAAUUACACAGUUUCUUUAUGUUUGUUGUGGUCUCCGUGAUAACACGAGUUUUGCAUUUCCUAUUAAUGACGAGAUGACGAAGACUCGAAGCCCCAGUUUAUCUUCAUAAUAAACAUGUAACCAGAUAACGAUAA